Messenger RNA from Microdochium trichocladiopsis, 691 nucleotides. RefSeq lists its product as uncharacterized. The coding region runs from base 110 to 607 and encodes 165 amino acids. The transcript has a single exon. The record is from RefSeq and is a predicted model, not a curated record. NCBI's taxonomy places the organism in Eukaryota, Fungi, Ascomycota, Sordariomycetes, Xylariales, Microdochiaceae.
AGACAAGCCAGCUCAUCGCACUUGCCUACUUGGCUCAUCAAGGACUCAUCGAGAUGGUCAAGAUCGCGCUGCUUGCCCCGAGGUUGUCUUCUGCUGGCCGUGAACCGGGAUGAUCCAUGUGCCGCCCGACAAUGCAAGCGCCGGACCCCGCAGCUUGCCGGCGCCGACGAGGACAGCGACGAGGAGCAAGGACGAAUGGGAUAUUCCGGCAUUGACAAAUUUUGCCAGUGGCCGGCCUCCUCGAGCCGAAUCAUCGGUCUGGCUUAGCUCGCCGCAGGAAGAGGGCGCGCCGAGACGAGGCGGUAUGCCACCGUCAGACGAGUUCAAUGACCACCAACAUUGCACAUUGCUCAUUGCUGAUGAUUCUGUGUGUGCAGCCAGCAGUCUCAAUCAGCGGCGUCCGCGUCGGCCCAGCAUCGCGCCAGGCGGGUUUGCAGUUGUUCCACGAGUUGGCACACUCUUGGCUUCUUUUUCAUUCCUUGGGGUGAUUGUCCCUGCUGAUCUCGUCUUGUCUUGCUCAGUCCUUUUGCUUUUUGCCCCCAUCUGCUUACUCACUUCGACGUUUCUAAAGGGAUGCGAAACCUCCGAUUGCCCAUCCACGAACUGAUGGGAAUGCGAGCCUGCUUAUCAGCAUCGGGGAUAGAGCACCAGCAGCAUGCAGAUUACGGCCUUGGCUGGCCGGUUUCCUUGA